GGGCCGGGGCGGCGGGGCCGCGGCUGUGCGGAGGGCGGGCGGCCGGGCCGCGCCGGGGAUGAUGCAGCAGCCGCGGCCGCGGGGGCUCCGGGCCGGAUCCUGCCGUGCCCCGGCCUUGGGGCCGCCCUGCAUCCCCAGGGGCUGGUGCCGACCCCGGGAGCGGGGCCGUGCAGCUUUAGGCUGCUUCUGUUCAGCCUCGCUCGCGUCCGGCAGCUGUAGCGUCUGCCAGGAGGAGACUUGUAUUUUGGGGGUCUGCUGCGCUCGAGGAGCGACAUAGCGGGCAAGGGGGGAUUUCUCGCAGGUGGUUUUUGCCUGAAAGCUAAAUCUCUAGGAAACCGUCCUCACAUGAGUGUUGGUGAAAAUGGGGGAUACAAGGGACAUCUGUCCCCACCUGGAUUCCAUAGGAGAGGUGACCAGGGAUGAUCUGCUGCUCAAAUCCAAGGGAACUUGCCAGUCUUGUGGAGCUGUGGGACCAAACCUCUGGGCUUGUCUUCAGAUUGGUUGUCCUUAUGUUGGUUGUGGGGAGUCCUUUGCUGACCACAGCACACUUCAUGCACAGGCCAAGAAGCACAACCUGACGGUGAACCUGACCACGUUCCGUGUGUGGUGCUAUGCCUGUGAGAAGGAGGUGUUCCUGGAGCAGCGCCUGGCAGCUCAGCCACCCUCAGCCCCCAGCAAGUUCCCUGAGCCGGAUUCUCCUUUGCCUGCUCACCCUCUGAAAGCUGUUCCGAUUGCAGUGGCUGAUGAAGGCGAAUCUGAAUCAGAGGAUGAUGAUUUGAAACCAAGAGGCCUUACUGGAAUGAAAAACCUUGGGAACUCCUGCUACAUGAAUGCAGCGCUUCAGGCUCUCUCAAACUGCCCACCUCUCACACAGUUUUUCCUGGAGUGUGGUGGACUGGUCCGUACGGAUAAGAAACCUGCCCUGUGCAAAAGUUACCAGAAGUUGGUGUCUGAGGUUUGGCACAAGAAACGCCCGAGUUAUGUUGUUCCAAGCAGUCUGUCCCAUGGAAUCAAGCUUGUCAAUCCCAUGUUCCGAGGCUAUGCACAGCAGGACACGCAGGAGUUCCUGCGAUGCCUGAUGGAUCAGCUCCACGAGGAACUGAAGGAACCCGUUGUUGCAGAGACGAGGGACUUGGACACCAGUGACCAGGAGGACAAGCGGGAGGGCGACCGAAGCCCUUCAGAGGACGAGUUCCUCUCCUGUGACUCCAGCAGUGACAGGGGGGAAGGAGAGGGCCAGAGCCGGACCUCAGGGAGCAUGGGCAGCAGCUCCCUGGCAGAGACAGAGCUGCUGAUCCAGGAUGAAGCAGGGAGAGGGAUCUCAGAGAAAGAGAGGAUGAAGGACAGAAAGUUCUCCUGCGGCCAUCGGCGCAGCAACUCGGAGCAGGUGGAUGAGGAUGCAGAUGUUGAUACUACGAUGAUGCCAGUGGAUGGCAGAGCCUCACCUGAGAUGCUGCCAGCUCCCUGUCCUGCCAGCCCAUGUAGGACACCAGAACCUGACAAUGAUGCCUAUGUGCGCUGCUCCUCGCGCCCCUGCAGUCCAGUCCAUCAUGAAAUGCACUCCAAGCUCUCCAGCAGUCCUCCCCGCUCCAGUCCUGCCAGGCUUGGACCUUCCUACGUACUCAAGAAAGCCCAGAUGCAGGCCUCUGGGAAAAAGAAGAAAGAGCUCCGGUACCGCAGUGUGAUUUCCGACAUCUUUGACGGCUCCAUCCUCAGCCUGGUGCAGUGCCUCACCUGCGACAGAGUUUCUACAACAGUGGAGACGUUCCAGGACCUGUCACUCCCAAUCCCAGGGAAAGAAGACUUGGCCAAGCUGCACUCUGCCAUCUACCAAAACGUACCAGCCAAGACAGGGGCAUGUGGGGACAACUAUGCCUCACAAGGCUGGAUUGCUUUCAUCAUGGAGUAUAUCAGGAGAUUUGUGGUGUCCUGUAUCCCUAGCUGGUUUUGGGGUCCUGUGGUGACACUGGAGGAUUGCCUUGCUGCCUUUUUUGCAGCAGAUGAGUUGAAGGGGGACAACAUGUACAGCUGUGAACGGUGUAAGAAGCUGCGGAAUGGAGUAAAGUACUGCAAAGUCCUCCGGCUCCCAGAGAUCCUUUGCAUCCACUUGAAACGGUUCCGGCACGAGGUGAUGUAUUCCUUCAAGAUCAACAGCCACGUCUCCUUCCCCUUGGAGGGGCUGGACCUGAGACCCUUCCUGGCCAAGGAGUGCGUGUCCCAGAUCACCACCUACGACCUCCUGUCCGUCAUCUGUCACCACGGCACGGCUGGCAGUGGCCACUACAUUGCCUACUGCCAGAACGUGAUCAAUGGCCAGUGGUACGAGUUCGAUGACCAGUACGUCACCGAGGUCCACGAGACCGUGGUGCAGAAUGCAGAAGCCUAUGUGCUGUUCUACAGGAAAAGCAGUGAGGAGGCUGUGCGGGAGCGCCAGAAGGUCGUGUCCCUGGCCAGCAUGAAGGAGCACAGUUUGCUCCAGUUCUACAUCUCUCGAGAGUGGCUCAAUAAAUUCAACACCUUUGCUGAGCCCGGGCCCAUCACCAACCACACCUUUCUGUGCUCCCAUGGAGGGAUCCCUCCUAAUAAAUACCAUUACAUUGAUGACCUGGUUGUGAUUCUGCCCCAAAACGUGUGGGAAUAUCUCUACAACAGGUUUGGGGGAGGCCCUGCUGUGAACCAUCUGUACGUGUGCUCCAUUUGCCAAGUGGAGAUCGAAGCCCUGGCCAAGCGCAGGAGGAUCGAAAUCGACACCUUCAUCAAGCUAAACAAGGCUUUCCAGGCAGAGGAGUCUCCGAGUGUCAUCUACUGUAUCAGCAUGCAGUGGUUCCGGGAGUGGGAGGCCUUUGUCAAAGGCAAGGAUAAUGAGCCCCCUGGACCAAUUGACAACACCAAGAUUGCCCUCACAAAACCAGGUGGCCACGUGCAAGUCAAGCAGGGUGCUGACUACGGGCAGAUCUCCGAGGAGACCUGGGUUUAUUUAAGCACCCUGUACGGAGGGGGCCCCGAGAUCGCCAUCAGACAGAACGUGGCCCAGGUGCAGGAACUGGAGAACCUCCACGGGGAGCAGAAGAUUGAAGCAGAGACACGAGCGGUGUGAUCUGUGCAGCUGGGGCAGGGCAGGGACCGCACAGGUACCUCUGCGGGGGACGGGAGGCUGGGAAUCCUCAGGGGUCCAAAUCCUCCCUUGGCUGGGACUCGAGGUGUGUGCAGCUCCUCCCGGGGCAGGCAGGCUUCCUCCUCCUCCUCCUCCUCCUCCUUCUCCUUUCAUGUGGCUCGGAGCACGGGGUGGUGCUGGGAGAGACUGGCACAAAGCUCUGCACCUCACCUCUGGCUGAAGCUGUGGGCAGAGGCUGCAGCCACAGUCACAGUCACAGGCUUGUCCUGACCUGAGCCCUCUCCCUUUCCUUUGCUUACACCAAACCAGCACUCCCAGCUUGUCCCCAGUGCACUGAGCUCUGCUCCUUUGCAGGUUUUGCUUUUGGCACUUUUUAAUUCAAACAUGUAGAGAUAAUGAGACAUUAUUUAUGUUUGCAGCAGGCAGUGUUGCAACCAGAGAAACCUGGUUUUGAGCUUGAGUAAAGCCACGAGCUCUCCUGUGGUUUUGUGCUGGUGGUGCUGUCACAACUUCCUCGUUUUGCUCUUUAUCAAAUUCUUGCAAUUUCAGUUGCAGUCAACUAAAAAACUUAGAAAGAAGCUAUUCCCUUCUCCUUUCACUCCCAAACCCACAUCUUCACGAUCCUGCAGAAUUUUAUUUUCUCCUUGUGUGUGAUCUCUUAUAUUCAGCACAUUUUUGGACAGCAAAGCUGGAAGGCUCCUCCUUCCCAAAGCCUUCCUCAGCCUGUCCCUGCCGUGAGCCUGUGUCUGUCUCCCCUCAGCUGGG
Messenger RNA from Motacilla alba alba, 3880 nucleotides. It is a transcript of the gene USP20, whose product is annotated as ubiquitin specific peptidase 20. Bases 362 to 3097 code for a protein of 911 amino acids. Gene Ontology annotation, biological process: protein deubiquitination. Lineage: Eukaryota; Metazoa; Chordata; Aves; Passeriformes; Motacillidae. The transcript is spliced from 24 exons. Gene Ontology annotation, molecular function: zinc ion binding; cysteine-type deubiquitinase activity. The record is from RefSeq and is a predicted model, not a curated record.